AUGGACCCUCUAAUCCAAUUUCUGUUAUCUCUAUUCUGUAGCCUACUUGCCCUGUCAAUUUGUAUCUACCAGUUGUAUCAAUCGAAGAAACCAAUCACUCAUAAGACAACGAGAUGCGGUGUGCCUGAAGCUGGUGGUGCUUGGCCUAUUAUUGGCCACAUGCACCUCUUUGGUGGCCGGAAACUGAUUUACAGAACACUGAGUGACAUGGCUGACAAUUAUGGAUCAGUCUUCACUAUAAGGUUAGGUUCACACAAAGCUUUGGUUGUGAGUAAGUGGGAAAUCGCCAAAGAGAUUUUUACUGUUCAUGAUUUGGCUUUCUCCAGCAGGCCAAACAUGGCUGCCUCAAAGCUUCUAUGUUAUGACUAUGCUAUGUUUGGCUUUGCUCCUUACGGGCCUUACUGGCGAGAGAUGCGCAAGAUAAUUACCGUUGAACUUCUGUCAAACUACAAGCUAGAUAUGUUCAAGCACAUAAGAGCUUCAGAGGUGCAGACUUCAAUAAAAGAAUUGUACAAGACUUAUUUAAGCAGAAGUAGUACAGAAAGUGGAGUUCUUGUCGAAAUGAAGCAGUGGUUUAAAGAUUUGNUUUUUAAAUUAUUGAAGUUUCUAUUAUAUGAUCACAUAGCAUGA
Molecule: messenger RNA, 630 nt
Organism: Pistacia vera
Lineage: Eukaryota; Viridiplantae; Streptophyta; Magnoliopsida; Sapindales; Anacardiaceae
Product: xanthotoxin 5-hydroxylase CYP82C4-like
Exons: 1
Coding region: 1-630 (209 amino acids)
Biological process (GO): defense response to other organism
Molecular function (GO): oxidoreductase activity, acting on paired donors, with incorporation or reduction of molecular oxygen; heme binding; iron ion binding
Source: RefSeq, a predicted model, not a curated record